This is a messenger RNA of Akanthomyces muscarius, 525 nucleotides long. RefSeq lists its product as uncharacterized. The coding region runs from base 1 to 525 and encodes 174 amino acids. The transcript has a single exon. Gene Ontology annotation, cellular component: extracellular region. Lineage: Eukaryota; Fungi; Ascomycota; Sordariomycetes; Hypocreales; Cordycipitaceae. The record is from RefSeq and is a predicted model, not a curated record.
AUGCGGUUCAACUUUCGCGCAAUCGCACUCUCCAUUGGUGCAGCUGCGUGCCUUAUCCAUGCCGUCGAGGCUAGUGCGGCUACUGAUGCCAUGACGAAUAUCAAAGAUAUGAUUGGUGACUUGGAUUCGGUCAUCUCAAAAUGGAAUGGCAAACCACUCGGCAGUAUCAUCAUUGCGGCCAAAUCACAAAAGAUUAAGAAGCAAGUUGACAAGACUACCCAGAUCUUCCAAGAUAUGGGGAAACGGACAAUACUCGACGAACGCGAGUUGAUCACGGCCGCUGCAGGGGCCUUGAAGAAUCUCGGGCAAGCCACGGCGACUCUAUUACAAGCCAAGGACCAGUUUUUUAAACUGCCAAUGGGUUCAGCCAUAGUAUUUGGCAUUCUCAAAGCCCUGGAGUCGUCAGCCAACAAAAUGACAAAACAAAUCGUCUCGGGGGCACCCUUUGGCUUGGAGGCUGAAGAGAAGGCAAUGCAGAGUCAAGUCGCGGAGGUUUUUAAAAAAACGCUUGCCUCGUUUGAGUAG